UGGGCUGUGACUGGAGGACCGUUGAGGAGGACCGGAUGGAGUGGAAAAGUGACAAACAUUGGCAGUAGAAUGGUCCGUACUAAAGAGCUCAGUGACUUUCAACGUGGCACCGUCAUAGGAUGCCACCUUUCCAACAAGUCAGUUCGUCAAAUUUCUGCCCUGCUAGAGCUGCCCCGGUCAACUGUAAGUGCUGUUAUUGUGAAGUGGAAACGUCUAGGCGCAACAACAGUGCAGCCGCGAAGUGGUAGGCCACACAAGCUCACAGAACUGGACCGCCGAGUGCUGAAGCAUGUAGCACGUACAAAUCGUCCAUCCUCUGUUGCAACACUCACAACUGAGUUCCAAACAGCCUCUGGAAGCAAGGUCAGCACAAGAACUGUUCGUCGGGAGCUUCGUGAAAUGGGUUUCCAUGGCCGAGCAGCCUCUCACAAGCCUAAGAUCACCAAGUCAGGCCUUCAAGCAGUGACUGUCACUGACGAUAUCAAGGAAAAAAUAAAACUUGACUUACCUAAAGUCAAAGGUCAACUGCUCAUUUUCGGCGCCACCAACUGGGAUCUCAUCGGAAGGAAAGAGGUGCCAAAAGCACAAGCGGCCUUCAGGAACCUAGGCCAGAACUUGUGGGGUCCUCACCGCUACGGCAGCGUGAGUGACGUGCAGGUCAGCAGUGUGGUGUCUGGGCCCUGUGCUGCCCACAGCCUCCUAAUCACCACUGAGGGCAAGCUCUGGAGCUGGGGUCGAAAUGAAAAGGGUCAGCUGGGUCACGGGGACACCAAGCGCCUGGAGGCCCCAAAGCUGAUUGAGGCCCUCGCAGACGAAGUGGUGGUGGCUGCAGCCUGUGGUCGCAACCACACCCUGGCAUUGACAGAGGGUGGCACCGCCUAUUCGUUUGGAGAGAACAAACUGGGCCAGCUGGGCCAGGGCAACCAAACAAAUGCAGUCCUCAGUCCAGCCCUGAUCCAGUACAAUGGGCAGCCCUUGGUCAAGGUGGCGUGUGGGGCAGAGUUCAGCAUGGUGGUGGACUGCAAAGGAAACCUCUACUCGUUCGGGUGCCCAGAGUAUGGCCAGCUAGGACACAACUCUGACGGCAAGUUCAUUGCCCGCGCCCAGCGCAUCGAGUUUGACUGCGAGACCAUUCCACGCCGCGUGGCCAUCUUCAUCGAGAAGAGUAAGGACGGCCAGGUGACGCCUGUACCUAACGUGGUGGUCCGAGACGUCGCCUGCGGAGGCAAUCACGUGCUGAUAUUGGACUCCCAGAAGCGGGUGUUUUCCUGGGGCUUUGGUGGUUAUGGACGGCUGGGUCACACGGAGCAGAAGGACGAGAUGGUGCCCAGACUGGUGAAGCUCUUCGACUUCCCCGGGCGCGGGGCAUCCCAAAUCUACACUGGCUAUCAGUGCUCCUUUGCUGUAAAUGAGAUGGGAGGGCUGUUUUUCUGGGGGGUCACCAAUACCUCGCGGGAGUCUACCAUGUACCCCAAGGCCGUGCAGGAUCUGUGUGGCUGGAAGGUCCGCAGUCUGGCGUGCGGGAAAAGCAGUAUAGUUAUAGCUGCAGACGACAGCACCAUCAGCUGGGGACCCUCCCCCACCUUUGGAGAACUGGGAUACGGAGACAACAAGGCCAAGUCCUCCACUACUGCUCAGGAGGUGAAGACCCUGGAUGGAGUUUACACUGAACAGGUGGUGAUGGGAUACGCACACUGCCUGGUCAUCGCUAGACAGGAUACUCCACAGGAACAAGAGAUGCUCAAGAAGCUGCCAGAGUACAACCCAGGCCCCCUCUGAUGGGGCACCAUCCAGCCACCUUACCAUUUGUCAACAGAUUCUCUCCAGAAUGCAUCUCCCCUUUCGGUCACCUUUGUAAGGCUUGAUGGCUGGGGAGGGUGGGCUCCUGUAUGUAUGCGAACACAAACAAGACAGUUCUUUUUGUGUGUUCCCAGAGACCAAUUACAUUUUCUUUGUUCAUGAAGUCCAUGGCAGUAUUACUUUUUGUCAGGUCGACCUGUAUUAUUGUCAGAACACAAUCGGGAUCUGAGACAUUGUGCCAUCAAGUUGAUGCUCUCCGGCCAUUGACUUCCGUUACAUUAUUUCGUUAAUCUCUUCACCUGUAUGAUUAAAUGUUGGUGCCAAGGAUGCGCAACUCACCCUCAGGCCAGUAUCUGCUUGUCAUUCCAGACUUUUUUCACCUCAGUGACUCCUUUUAGCCUGGGAAUCCAGGUGUGGGCACUGCAAUCUUGGAAAUCAGAACCAGCAUGAAUGUGGUUUUGCGACUCUCUUUUAGUGCAAAUUGUUUAACAGGGUGUGGUUAUCCUAGUUUUAAAUCGAGACUGGUUGUUUUUCUUAAUUUGUUUUGGUGUCUGGGUCAGAAGGCCCGCAUGUUUUUUACAUUUCAAACGUGGAAAUGGUAAAGGUUAAUUAAAUUGGUUGAUUUUGUUCA
This is a messenger RNA of Oncorhynchus masou masou (cherry salmon), 2431 nucleotides long. Its product is annotated as protein RCC2 homolog. The record is from RefSeq and is a predicted model, not a curated record. The transcript has 11 exons. Gene Ontology annotation, molecular function: DNA binding; small GTPase binding. NCBI's taxonomy places the organism in Eukaryota, Metazoa, Chordata, Actinopteri, Salmoniformes, Salmonidae. Gene Ontology annotation, biological process: DNA transposition; negative regulation of GTPase activity; DNA integration. The coding region runs from base 70 to 1779 and encodes 569 amino acids. Gene Ontology annotation, cellular component: membrane.